Rhodofomes roseus is the source of this 1344-nucleotide messenger RNA. RefSeq lists its product as uncharacterized. The transcript is spliced from 5 exons. Bases 419 to 1246 code for a protein of 275 amino acids. The record is from RefSeq and is a predicted model, not a curated record. NCBI's taxonomy places the organism in Eukaryota, Fungi, Basidiomycota, Agaricomycetes, Polyporales, Fomitopsidaceae.
GCUCAGCCCACUCGUCGUCCUAAUGGUCUACGCUGCCCUACCCCCGUUUCAAUGAAUGUACGAUGCCAAUUCUACGAACAUACGAGAUCCGUUUCCGGACGGUAGUAUCAUCGCUGCUACCUGACAUUGUGCAGUGCUUUGCUCUCGAGUUUCCAGAGUCCGCCGCGACAAACCUCAGCUCAUCUCCACGUAAAUAAUCGGUGCCAAUCACCAUCGUCGCAGACGGAUGUAGUCCAGCCGCAUCUCGAUAGCUUCUUCUGGGGAUCCUGGCUACCAAUUGUGGCAGCUUCGCACGGCUUCAUGGGACUGGAUAACGCGUCAGCCCGGCACCGGUGCCGUUCAACUUGCAUACAGAGCUGUAAGGCUCACGAACGUCACUUCCGGACCUCCGGACUGUCCAAGGCCAGCACCAGUCCCUAUGGCAAUACCGCCCGGAAAGCGGGACGCAGCAUCACAAGCUGGUUAUGUGCAGUACGUCCACUUCAACUAUGUGCACAUGUGGAUGGCGGGAGCCAGUGCGGCAGCGACGUUGACAAUGACGGCGAUAUACCUUCCCACCGCGUCCCUAUGCGCGGGAGGUAUCGCGUACGCUCUAGGACGUGCUAUUCAGCUGCAUGUCGAGCAGGAGGCUGAUGAUUCGCUCCGCACAAUGCGCCGAGUUCGCGAAGUGCUCAUGAAAUCUAGCAAGCCCGACUUCAUAGCACGUCAUCCUCCUAAAAUCAUUUCGUCCGAGCACCUCGAACACUCGUCAUCUGUGCCCCCAGCUCCGAUAGCGGAGAGUAUAUUUGCCCUGUGCUUCCAGCUCGUCACGACCUCCCGGUCAAUGAAUAGCAUGAGCACCUUUCUGGAACGUGACCUCCUCUCAAGUGGUAUUUCGCGUCGGGACGCGAACAUGGCUAUCAGCUUCCUCGCAAGUGCACUUGAUCGCAGCGUAUGGAAUGACGACGUGCUGCCUAGCUCAAUCGCCUCCGUGUUAGCGGUUCUGAGAUACUCCAGGAGGUCGCAUCCCCGUUCUGCCUUCUAUGGGGCACCGAUGGUGGUUCGCGUGUUCGCUCUCCUUGGAGAUUCGGUGCUCUUCGGCAUGAUAGUAGGCUCUUUCUUCUGGUUGGACGCUCCCGCCGUGGCGUAUUCUACGCUCAUGCAGAACAAGACUGCUGUGGCUGCUGUAUUGCGCGAAAAGUUCCGCACAGAGCUAGAGUCGCAGCAAGCCAUGUCCAAGUGCAAUACUGACGCUCCUCCCGUGUAAUUGAUGUUGAUAAUACCCGCUCUCGUCGCUUGUCAUGGUCCCCCAGCUUGCCUUGUAGUCUACACUGUGUCUCAUGCUCUGCUAUCGCUUACGCCGUG